Molecule: messenger RNA, 1315 nt
Organism: Cotesia congregata
Lineage: Eukaryota; Metazoa; Arthropoda; Insecta; Hymenoptera; Braconidae
Source: the annotation of a GenBank genome assembly
AUGAUCAAAGCCAUAGACGCCGAUCUAAAUGCGAUUUCUUUUGACGGCACACAGGUUCCUUAUAACGACUACUGGUACAACAUCUCGGUCUUGCUGACUCGCCUAUUGGCAACCUACGAGAUCCUCGGGUCCGACGACACCAUCAAGGACAUCUGCCACAAUAGGAUCCUCCAGAUAACGCCUAAGGUAAACGUCUCCCUCGGCGUAGAAAGAACCGGCAUUGAGCUAGUGUGGAUUGCGGUCCCUUACCUAGUCACCACUAAUCUCUUCGCCAAAGAUAAGUGUACGACGCCGCAACAAGUUCUGAGUGUAAAAAUCACCCAAGGACUUUGCCGACGGGUUAUACGAAGACGGGUCGUUUCUCACCUCCAGGCUUGUGACUUACAAGCCGCUGAUUGAUUUGCAGAUGUUCUACGUCGAGAUCCUCAAGGUGCUUGAGUUCCCCACAGAGAUCGAAAAUCGCGUCAGAGACAUAUUUAACUCGAUACUCCACCCAGAAAUGGAUAUCGUACCCUUUGGGCUGUUUAGCACCGUCCCUGCGGUGACGUUUCAGCAGCAGGUCUCUCAGUUCUGGCCAGACUUCGUAAAGGCGGCGAACUACAAGACUCAGAUCUUUCCGGUGAUUGGCCUGGGCGUGUUCAAGUCGUCUGACUUUGUCUUUUCGGUCCGCGUCCAGCGGAGCAAUCUUGCGUCGUAUGGAAGCGACGGUCAGGAUAACCUCGCCUUAGGCUGGGUCCAGAUGCGGAAAUUGUUUAUGAGGGGGUUGACUGAAGCUAAGUAUGGCUUCGGGAUAGAGAUGAUGCUGGAUCUGAUAAUGUUACAGCCUGGCGUAAUUUCGGUCAGCCCAACCGAUGAAUCAGAUAGUGUAAAUCCCCCCCCCCCCCCGGCGUGGAAUCACUACGUGAAACACAUUGUAGAGACGUCGCAUGUUGGACACUUUGAAAUCAAAGGCAAAAGCGUGCUCUAUUGGAUGCAGAAGUACACUCUUGAGUACUUAGGAAGAGACUCGUUGGUCACGGAGUACGGCGUUUGCACUGAUAAUGGACUCGUCAUGCGGCACGACGUUAUCAAUCGGUCCGAAAGAACGUUGAGGAUCCAAAUGAAGGAUGAGGAUAUUGAUGCCCGGUGGGAGACCAACUUUGAUUCAAAGGGCUUGACGCUGACAGACGGAGGGUUUGACAUUAAAAAAAAUAAACAGGCUGUGAUAUCCUCGAGAUACGUCAGAAAUAAUUUUGACAAGCCUCAGGAGGUUAAUCAUGACGAGACAAAAAAUUGCAUGAAGUUUGAAUUUGGAGAUAAGACGUUUUUUUGUUAA